Hyposmocoma kahamanoa is the source of this 1095-nucleotide messenger RNA. Its product is annotated as cytochrome b-c1 complex subunit Rieske, mitochondrial-like. Gene Ontology annotation, cellular component: membrane. Lineage: Eukaryota; Metazoa; Arthropoda; Insecta; Lepidoptera; Cosmopterigidae. The coding region runs from base 136 to 975 and encodes 279 amino acids. The record is from RefSeq and is a predicted model, not a curated record. The transcript has a single exon. Gene Ontology annotation, molecular function: quinol-cytochrome-c reductase activity; 2 iron, 2 sulfur cluster binding. Gene Ontology annotation, biological process: mitochondrial electron transport, ubiquinol to cytochrome c.
GCGAGGCGUGGUUUCAGCGUCAGAAUUGUAAUUUGUGAAAUGUAAUUUUGGAAGUACACACAAUACAUUUACAAACAGUUUAAUGACCGUGUGAGUUAAAAUUAAGUACAGUUUAUCAAGUCCUGUACAGAUAUAAUGAAUAUUUUAAGUAAUAGUCGCCUGUAUCCAUUUUAUAAAACAUCUGUGUGGAAUUCAAAAUGUCAUAGCAGAACCUCAAAAUAUUUGAAAAUAGGUGAUCCAGCAGAAAAGAGAACGGUGUCUAAAAAUAAUCUUAGUGUACAUCUCUUCAACGUGUACUGCAAUAUGAAAGUUCCGUUUGUAUUGGGGCCACAGUGGACUGUGUGGACUCAAGUGCGAUUCUGUUGCAAACCCCCUCGGUUCCACCGCGACAUGCAUUUCCCGACUUUUGAUAAAUAUCGGAAAGAUCACCUAGUAGAUGUCAGGAGGACAACGUGGGGAAUGGCAGACUCAAAAACAGGAAUGGUUUACUUUCUCGGAUUUGUAGGUUGGAUGGCAGGACUGUAUACUCUCAAGUCUCAUGGAUCUCACUACAUCAUGGCCAUGGCACCGGCUAAGGACGUGCUAGCUAUGGCCAUAGUGGAAGUGAAAAUAGAUCGUAUUCUUGAGGGCACCACUGAAACUGUGAAAUGGAGAGGGAAACCAUUAUUCAUCAAGCACAGGACUAAAGCAGAAAUUGAGAAAGAGCGAGCGACGCCGUUAUCAGAGUUGAAAGACCCUCAAACCGAGGAGCAGCGUUGUGUGAAUCCAGAAUGGUUGAUUUGUAUGGCCGUAUGUACCCAUCUGGGGUGUGUGCCUACACCGAAUGCCGGCGAUUUUUUUGGAGGUUUCUACUGCGCGUGUCACGGUAGCCAAUUCGACAGCUUGGGAAGAGCACGAAAGGGGCCUGCACCAACUAACUUAGAAGUUCCGUUCUAUAAAUUUGUGUCACCCACUGUUGUAAGUAUAGGCAAUUAAGGAUGUUACACAAUGUGAUUGGAACUACUUGGUGUAUUUAUAUGUGUUUGUACAAUAUGUAAUUGGAAUUUAUCAUUUUGUAACGAAUUGUAAUUGUUUUUAUAGAAUUAACUUUUUGCG